AUAGCUAGGCUAUUGCACACCUGUUUCUUUUAAGACUUUUUAUGAUUAAACACAACUGAAAAUAAUAACAGUUCGUCUAAUGUUAUUCUGAAACUUUAGCGGUAUUCAAGAACAAUAGGCGUUAUGCAACGGUGCAAACUGAACUGAAAGUAGAAGGCGAAAAUGAAAGUCAAGAGAACAUGUCUAACUGUCAGUUAAAUGUCAAUCGAGCGCAAAUGUUUCUCUGUUGGUGUUUUUUUAUGGGUGUGUAGAGGUGUUGUUGUUGUUGUUUUUUUUUUUCUUAAGCCUGUGCGUGUUUGUAGCUAUGUUUUGAUAUAAACGCAGGAGAACCAAUGAAAUCAAGCGUCGUGUUCUUCCGGGAAUCGCUGCAGAAGUCACAGCAGUUCGAAGUAAACAAAACGGAAAUGCUUCAAUUCUACAUUAUUAUUUGUCGACGAGAUCUCUAAUGUUUUGACUGGACUUGUUUUGAAGAAUCUGAUUAAAAACAUUACACUCCACUUUAAGUUUGCUAAGCAGUCCUAUGAGGUGGGGGAGGAUAACUCUCUCCUGAUACCUGGUGCUGCUGGAGAAAACUGUGGUCUUUACAGAUGUACCCUGUGGCCUCCACUAGGUCAAUAUAUUCAGGAAGGAGACUAUGAAUAUUAUUCAGCAGAUUGCAUGAAGCCUCAACAGCAAGCUGUAAGCAGCAGGAAAGACCCUCUACCUGACAAGAAUAAUUUAAAAAUCUUCACUCUACCAUGUAUUCUGAUGGCUUGUGCUGUUGUUGUUAUGUUUCUAAACUACAGAAUGAUAAAGCAAGCUAAAGAAAAAGCUAAUAUUCAAGAAAAACUUGUACAAACUGAUGAAAACCUCUAGAAACAUAAAAAGUUUGUGUUCAUGUUAGGAGAAUGACUUUGAAUGGAAAAUUACUGUAGCUUAAAAUGUGCUCAUUGUUCACUUUUGUACAUUAAAAAAAUGUAAAUGUUAUGUCUGUAUUACAGAAUUUUUUAUUUUUUUAACUUUGAAUGUUAUGAAAUUAAAAAUAGUUUACAAAUAAACAAAGUACUUAAAAUUAUACUUAAAGUGUUUUGGCUGUGUUGCAAAAUGGCAAGAGGUUAGGGGUGACUGCAGUAAUCCUCUAGUCACUUACUAAACCCACACAAAGGGUUUUCUCAACAAACAAAAAAAAACAACAAAAAAAAAAUCUAAUGAACAGUGAGAUGGAGCCCAAUUCAGAGGAAGUGUGAGCAUAACACAUUUCACUAGUUUCGAUGAUGAUACCUUUGAUAGUUUGGGCGUUUACCCUUUGUGUAGUAGUUAAUGAAGCUGAGCCUUUGUUAAUCACAGCAGACUGCAGAGAUAACAUCAUUUUGCCCUGUGCUGCCCUUCAAAACAGUCAGAACUACACCUCGGUUACUUGGUACAAGGCCUACAAUGAAACCAGUUUUUCAAUCAUCAUUAAGGUAGAAAGUGUUGACACCCAAACUGAUAAGUACAACAGUUCUGUGUUGCUGGAUAAAAAUGCAUCUUUGAUCUUAAGGAAAGUUUCUCCUGCAAAUACUGGGACGUAUGAGUGUUUGAUCAGAGCGAAGGUCGGAGGGAUAAACAACCGCUCUUUGCUUACACUAAAUAUAUCAGAUUGUAUGUCAACAGUUUCACCGAUCUUUGCUUUCUCUACCAAGUUUAUUAAUGGUUCAUCAGAGAACAUUGGCAAUCCAUUGACACAUGUGAGUAAGGAUGCAGGGCUAAUCACCAUUUGGACCUCUGUAGGAUUGGCUUUGAGUAAAGUUCUUCUCAGUGCUGUGUGUAUAUGGGUAGGUAUCUUCUUCUGUGUAUCUUCUAAGCAGUGUGUUUGUGUUUAUUUGAAUAUUAAAAUAUGUUGAGUCGGAAGGUUUUGAUAUGUUCCUAUCGUCAGGUGUUUAAGGAGCUCAGAGAACUUAGGAGAAAAAGACAGACAUAAUCAUCACCUCCAAUUGCAGUAUUUCAUCAUCACACCAUCUAUAUGGACAUUCCUUGCAAACAGAAGAAAUUCUACAAACCCAUGUAGAAAACCAUUAGUUUGUUCAGUAAUUUAUUUGAAUGGUUCAGUGAAUAUAUUGUUAUCUGUAAAUUUGUCUGUGAAUCAUACAUAUUUUUACUUUAACCAGGAAACUGAUCUACGGUAUGCUUUAAAUCUAUCUAUAUCUGGGAAUAAAUGAAUUACAUACACAACUAGCAUGUUCAAUACACUGUAACAUUUUAAACUCUUCAUUCCAGAUUCUUCUACCUACUUUACAUUUUUAAAUAAAUGAUUUCAACAGCAUAUAUUUACAUUAUUUGAGAGAAUUUUAUAAAUAAA
Messenger RNA from Myxocyprinus asiaticus (Chinese sucker), 2317 nucleotides. RefSeq lists its product as uncharacterized. The transcript is spliced from 6 exons. Lineage: Eukaryota; Metazoa; Chordata; Actinopteri; Cypriniformes; Catostomidae. Bases 1251 to 1862 code for a protein of 203 amino acids. The record is from RefSeq and is a predicted model, not a curated record.